GUACCGCCUUCUCCCCGUACCGGGAACUUCCGGUACCGGGCACCCCCUCCGGUGCAGCCGCCGUUCGUGCCCCGCCGCAGCCGGCAGGGCGAGAGCUGGGAGCCCUGCGAAGCCGCCGCCGUGCCCCUGCUGCCGCCCAACGACAGCUGCUGGAUGCCGCCUCUGGUCCCCCGGGACAUCCUGUACCGCGGUGUCCUGCGCAGGAAGCUGCAGGCGGGGAGGUCUGGAGACGCGCUGGACUUCACCAAGCAGCUGGGCCACUUCUUUGUGGAUCACCCGGAGGACGCCUUCGGCUCCCUGGGGCAGCUGCUGCACAAGAACUUCCACCUGGGUGACUCCAAGCUGAGGAGACACUCUCGGGACACCACCAUCCGCAUGACAGCCCUGGUGGAGGAGCUCAACCGGCUGGAGGCCAGGCGCGGCUGCCCGCGGCGUCACUUCGUCCCCCGCCUGCGCUGGUUCUCCCACCUGUGCCGCGACUGGCUCUUCGAGGUGCCGCUGGGGCUGCUGGCCGACUGCGUGCACGAGGAGCUGCUGCUGCAGUGGGCCGGCCUGCUCUUCGACGACAGCUCCACUGGGGGGGCGCUGGCCUGGCUGCCCCCCCAGGAGGCGAGCGGGGCGCGCGGGGCCUGGUCUACCCCUGGCGGGGUGGCCAUGAACCACCUCUAUUUCCAGGACGUGGUGCUGGAGGAGCAGCCCCGUGCCCGAGGCGCGCCAGCGCAGUUUGAGCUCAACGGGUGCAUCCGGCAAGUGGGUGCCGCACGGGUGGAUGGGGAAGAUUUUGUGGGCGUCCGCUCCGACUACCACUGCGGAGUUUGGAGGGUGCCGGGCAGGGCAGGCGCUGCCCCCAGCCCGCUGCAGGUCAUCCGCACCAACGUGCCGGCCUCCUGCCUCACCGUCAGCCCACACCUCCCCGGGGAGCUGUCCGUCUGCACCCAGAGCGGAGCCGUCUACCUCUGGAGCGUCGAGACGGGGCUGCAGCGGCUCCGCCACGACCCCCAGACCCUGUUUUUCCGGGACCACUCGCCCUGGCGCUGGAGCGACUUCACCGCCCACCCGCGGGUGCUGAGCUGCGCCGACCGCACCGGCAUCCAGUGCCUGGACGCCCGGGCCCCCGCCAGCUGCCACUUCGACUUCUUCAAGGUGGGCGAGGAAGCUGGAUGCCAGCAGGGCGAGCGCGUGGUGCUGCCCAUGUACCUGGGCAGGGCUCACCCCUGCCAGCACCUCGUCGCCACCCAGUUCGCCCUGUACCUGAUGGACGAGCGCCUGCCGCUGGUGCCCGUGCUGAAGUGGGCGCACAUGAUGAAGGCCCCCCCUCUUUUCGCCCACGUGGCGCCGGGGGGGCCCGGCAGGAGCCAUAAGGUGCUGCUGGGCGCCUCCCGCACGCAGGAGCUGCUGCUGCUGCAGUACACGGGUGAGAGAGCGGCACGGGGGGGCGGCCAGUCGGCCUGCCAGCUGGUGGGGCCGCCGCAGAGGCUGCACGGCAUCGCCGGCUGCCUGCCUCACCUCCCCGCACAGCUCCCACACCGGCACUACCUGCUGCAGCAGCGCCUCGGUGCCCCCGCCGCCGGGCUGGCCGCCGUGCAGCACCAGCAGGGCCGGCAGGAGGCCCUGGUGGUCUUCCAGCUCUCCGAGGCCGGGGACGUCUUCUACCAGGCGCUGAGGCACGAGGCGGCGCCAGCACCCGCUCCCCGCCAGGAGGAAGAGGAGGCGACGGCGGCCCCGGGCUCUUCCCCGCUGUUUGGCAGCGAGGAGGAGGCGCAGGAGCAGGACGAAAGAGAGCAGACCUUCUACCUGUCCAACCUGGAGGUGAUAAUCAACGACGAGGAGGAAGAGGAGGAGGAGGCGGGCACGCCGGCGGCCACGGAGGAAGCCGAGCACCCCGUGGAGCCCCGCGCCAGCCCCCAGCCCCCCCCAGCCGCGCCCAGCCUGGCCGCUGCCCUGCGGUACCGCCGCUGGCUGCGGGCCCUGCUGCGGGUUUGGCGGGGCUCCCCACGGCACGCCUGCCCCCCGGGACCCCCCACCAUCAGCAAGCGGCGCCUCUUCACCCGCAAGGAGCUGGCGGCGCCGGCGGAGCCCAGCGCCCUGCACCGCCGGCUGCGGCAGCGGCUGCGCCAGGCCAUGCGCCUCGGGGAGCGCAUCCAGCCCUGGGACACGGCCCCCGAGCCCCCUGGCCCCCCGCCGCCACCGCCCCCCGUGCCCGACGCCCUGAGCGCCCGGCUGACGGCGGCCUGGGGCGAGUGGGGGUCCGGGGGCGCGGGCAGCAGCCUGGCGCAGAGGCGGCGGGCGCUGCGGGAGCGGCGGCGGCGGCAGAAGGCGGCGCGGGCUCACCGCAGCCUCUCGGCCAGCUUCACCUCCUCCGUCACCUACCAGUCCGAGCUGUCCGAGCUCAGCGACGUGGGACCCCCGCGCUCACCCCCACCGGCCACCCCCCAGGAGGUGGUGGGGGGCUCCCCUCCGGCCGCCCCCUCCCCGCCGGCCCCCGUGGAGCCCAUGCUGUCCUCGCAGGAGCUGCGCGCCCGGGGGAUCCCCAAGGAGCGGCGGCGCACGCUGCGGGACUACCUGUCGGUGUGGGCGGAGGGGUCCCAGGACCCCCCCGAGCCCCCCAGCACCCCGGGGGCGCCGCUCUGCAUCCCCUCCUCCCAGAGCCAGCUCUCCUCCGCCUCGCAGCCCCCCCGCCGCAAGCGCCCGCGCAUGGGCUUCUGA
Molecule: messenger RNA, 2706 nt
Organism: Cygnus atratus (black swan)
Lineage: Eukaryota; Metazoa; Chordata; Aves; Anseriformes; Anatidae
Gene: TAF1C
Product: TATA-box binding protein associated factor, RNA polymerase I subunit C
Biological process (GO): transcription by RNA polymerase I
Cellular component (GO): fibrillar center
Molecular function (GO): RNA polymerase I core promoter sequence-specific DNA binding
Source: RefSeq, a predicted model, not a curated record